AUGACGUUCUCGAAAUUGUUCGCCGGGAGUGCGGAUGGGAAUGACACGACAUUGACAGCGGUGAAUAGCAAUUUGGGUCCAAUUGAUCGCUUCUUCCGGACCCAUUAUCACCAUCACUCCCCUCAUCAAUUCUUUCCGCAUCAGCCGCCACCACGGCAUUCAUCCUUCGACCCGGGCAACUCACAUCACGCCCCCAAUCAUGAUUACUCAGGUGGAGCUCUCUAUCAUCCUGGAAUCUAUGGCAUGUACGGUCCCCAUCAGCAGUUCGGCCUGAAACUGGGUCACGGCGGCUAUGACGACAGCUAUUCAUAUGGGACGAGUGGAGGCCACAUGUACUACGAUCACGGGCCGCACUACUCCGGACGAAAGAGUGGCAAAGGCAGCGGAGCCUUGUCCGCCCUCACACUGCUGGCAUUCCUGUUCUUCCUCAACCUGCUCCAGAGCUGCCUCAAGGAGCACAUGGACACCAUGAAUCCCACGGUGAUGGUCAUGACCGCGGGUUCGGGUCGGGAGCAAAUGGAGAAGGUCUUAGAUGUGGAAGAGGAGCGAGGGAUGCAGGGAAAUGCAACAAAUGUGAAAGAAUUCAGUUUGCGAGAGCACUUUAUUGAGCUUCCGAAGCUCUACAAACUCGGGGAGAAUGCAUCAAAGGUGAAUGUGUAUCUUAAAGAUUACUCUGCGGGGGGUUAG
Molecule: messenger RNA, 687 nt
Organism: Phlebotomus argentipes
Lineage: Eukaryota; Metazoa; Arthropoda; Insecta; Diptera; Psychodidae
Exons: 3
Coding region: 1-687 (228 amino acids)
Source: RefSeq, a predicted model, not a curated record